This is a messenger RNA of Telopea speciosissima, 1907 nucleotides long. Its product is annotated as protease Do-like 10, mitochondrial. The transcript is spliced from 8 exons. The coding region runs from base 47 to 1780 and encodes 577 amino acids. The record is from RefSeq and is a predicted model, not a curated record. Gene Ontology annotation, molecular function: protein binding; serine-type endopeptidase activity. Gene Ontology annotation, biological process: proteolysis. Lineage: Eukaryota; Viridiplantae; Streptophyta; Magnoliopsida; Proteales; Proteaceae.
GCACACAAACACGCGCAGAGGCAAAGGCAAAGCAACAAAAUCCAUAAUGCUCACGACCUCUGUCCGUACAGCCCGCAGGCUCUCUUAUAUGCGCUCACUCAUCUUCCACCCCCCUCUCCCCUUCUCAAGCAAACCUCUCUCUGUGUCUUCCACUCUGUCUAGAGCUCUUUUUUGUUCUUCUUCUGCUACUGCUGCUGUAACUGUUACUACUUGUUUCUAUUCUACUUCUGUAACCAAUCGCUUGGUUCAUGACAACAACAAUGACAGCAGUAAGAACAUUGUAUACCCAGUUUCUGAUGGGGAAGAAUUGGUGAGUCCUCGGUACACCGACGCGUAUACGGCAAUCGAACUAGCGCUCGAUUCUGUAGUGAAGGUCUUCACUGUGACGAGUUGCCCCAACUACUUUCUUCCAUGGCAGAACAAAUCACAACGAGAAACUAUGGGUUCGGGAUUUGUUAUCUCUGGGAGGAGAAUUCUUACAAAUGCUCAUGUAGUAGCUGAUCAAACCUUUGUACUUGUGAGAAAGCACGGAUCACCGACCAAAUACAGGGCAGAGGUUCAAGCUGUUGGACAUGAAUGUGAUUUGGCUAUUCUUGUUGUUGAAAGUGAAGAAUUCUGGGAGGGGAUGAAUCAUUUGGAGCUUGGAGACAUUCCAUAUCUGCAAGAAGCAGUAGCUGUUGUUGGAUACCCUCAAGGUGGGGACAACAUCUCUGUUACCAAAGGCGUUGUAUCUAGAGUUGAGCCUACACAAUAUGUCCAUGGUGCAACCCAGCUGAUGGCCAUUCAGAUUGAUGCAGCCAUCAACCCGGGGAACAGUGGAGGCCCUGCGAUAAUGGGUGACAAGGUUGCUGGUGUUGCUUUUCAAAACCUUUCAGGUGCGGAGAAUAUUGGGUAUAUAAUCCCAGUCCCUGUUAUAAAACAUUUCAUUUCUGGUGUGGAGGAAUGCGGAAAAUAUGUUGGAUUUUGCUCUCUGGGUUUGUCAUGCCAGCCAACUGAAAAUGUACAACUGAGAGAGAACUUUCGUAUGCGUCCUGAGAUGACUGGAGUGCUUAUCAGCAAAAUUAACCCUCUCUCAGAUGCAUAUAGGGUGCUGAAGAAAGAUGACAUUGUCCUUGCAUUUGAUGGUGUACCUAUAGCAAAUGAUGGAACAGUUCCUUUCAGAAACAGGGAAAGAAUAACCUUUGAUCACCUGGUCUCUAUGAAGAAACCUAAUGAAACAGCUGAAGUAAGAGUAUUGAGGGAUGGUGUAGAGAAUGAAUUCAGCAUCACCCUUCAACCUUUGCAGCCAUUGGUUCCAGUUCAUCAGUUUGAUCAGCUGCCUAGUUAUUUCAUUUUUGCUGGACUCGUUUUUGUUCCACUGACACAGCCGUUCCUACAUGAGUAUGGAGAAGAAUGGUAUAAUACUUCCCCCCGUCGAUUGUGUGAACGUGCACUGAGGGAACUGCCCAAAAUGGCUGGUGAACAACUAGUAAUCCUUUCUCAGCUGCUGAUGGAUGAAAUCAAUGCGGGUUAUGAACGCCUUUCAGAACUGCAGGUGAAGAAAGUUAAUGGUGUGGAAGUUAAGAAUCUGAAACAUCUACAGCAACUUGUGGAUGGUUGCGGUGAAGGGAACUUGAGGAUUGAUUUGGAUGAUGAUAGAGUAAUUGUUUUGAACUAUCAGUUGGCCAAAGUUGCCACUUCUCGGAUACUAAAGCGUCACAGAAUACCUUCUGCCAUGUCAAGUGAUCUUAUUGACGAACAGAAAGUAGAGGUAGAAAUUGAUUUGGCUAGUCCCAGCUGAGGCUUUUUCCUCUUUUUCCUGACUUCUACAAUCUUUGAGCCAAAUUUUCCUGUCUAAUCAUUUUGAUUUGUAUAAUUAAUUCUGCAUAAACAUUAGUCAAUUCUUUCAUGGUCAUCGAUUGAUUUAU